GUCUUAUCAAGAUGAAAACGACAGGAUAGGUUUCAGUUGUUACAUUAAGAAGAUUGAAAUACUACAACGUUUUGAUAAAACGGUUUGACAGUCCACCAGUUCGCAUCUUGAAGGAUGGUGAUUAUAUAGUUAUACAGUACUCAUAAGAAGAUAUUACAUGAUUCUGCUUUCCUAACAGCUUUACGGGAAUUUCCUUAUGAAAGACACCAUGAAGAGUCUCACACCUUGUGUGUAAUAUGCCCGUCAAGCUUAUUUACUUAAAAGUAGCUAUAAAUGCUUUCUUCUGAAAUCAACUUGACGGCAUUUUUCAUUAAUCCCACUGAAUAACGAGUAUGUCAAAGUGAGUGGGUAGUUCUUAGAGCCCCACCAUGAAUGUCUCACUUCCAAAAUUGAUGUUCACUAUACAUGCGUAAACGAACAUACCGCCAAAAUCCUAAGUGGGAGAAUAUAUGAUAAAUUUCUCCAAACCAAAAUCGGCAGUUUGAUAGCGAGCCGCAGAUCUGUUUGCCCCACUUGAAGCGCUGAAAAUAUUGCAAACGUGGGAGGACGCCGAGUCUGACGUUCCAGAUAUAACCGACCGAAUAUUUGAAAUCAAGUUUCACAGUAUUGCUUUGGACGGAUCUAAGUGCGUGAAGGUGCAAUCACAUCGAGAUGGGCAAGGUACCAGCAAUUGGCAUUGAUUUGGGCACCACCUACUCCUGUGUAGGAGUCUGGCAACAUGGAAAAGUGGAGAUUAUCGCCAACGACCAAGGAAACAGAACUACCCCCAGUUAUGUGGCAUUUACUGAUAGUGAGAGGCUCAUUGGUGAUGCAGCCAAAAGUCAGGUGGCGAUGAAUCCUAAAAACACCGUUUUCGAUGCCAAACGGUUAAUUGGUCGUAAGUUUGAUGAUACCAAAAUCCAAGAAGAUAUGAAACACUGGCCGUUUACUGUAGUCAAUGAUGGUGGAAAGCCAAAGAUCCAAGUUGAAUACAAAGGCGAAGUCAAGAAGUUUGCACCUGAAGAAAUCAGUUCCAUGGUCCUCACAAAAAUGAAGGAGAUAGCCGAAGUAUUCUUGGGUGGCAAGGUGUCAGAUGCUGUGAUCACUGUCCCAGCCUACUUCAAUGAUUCUCAAAGGCAGGCCACCAAGGACGCCGGAACUAUCGCCGGUAUGAACGUACUCAGAAUCAUCAAUGAACCUACAGCGGCUGCUCUUGCCUACGGUCUAGAUAAGAACUUGAAAGGAGAGAAGAACGUGCUCAUUUUCGAUCUAGGUGGAGGUACCUUCGAUGUGUCUAUUUUGGCUAUCGACGAAGGAUCUCUCUUUGAGGUCAAGUCUACUGCUGGAGAUACGCAUUUGGGUGGAGAGGAUUUCGACAACCGCUUGGUCAAUCACUUUGUAGAGGACUUCAAAAGGAAGCAUAAAAAGGAUCUUUCCGGUAAUACAAGAGCACUGAGAAGAUUGAGAACCGCAUGCGAGCGAGCAAAGAGAACAUUGUCAUCUAGCACUGAAGCUAGUAUUGAAAUUGAUGCUCUCCAUGAUGGUAAGUUCAUGCGGCAAUCUGGCUAUGCUUUUAAAACAAUCACAAGAGCCCGUUUCGAAGAACUCUGCAUGGACCUCUUUCGAGGUACCCUCCAGCCUGUAGAAAAGGCCCUCAAUGACGCCAAGCUGGACAAGGCUGCCAUACACGAUGUCGUCCUUGUCGGCGGUUCAACUAGGAUUCCCAAGAUCCAGAAGAUGCUCCAGGACUUUUUCUGUGGCAAGCCCUUGAACCUUUCCAUCAACCCUGAUGAGGCAGUAGCAUACGGAGCAGCUGUCCAGGCAGCCAUUUUGAGCGGAGAUACCAGCUCUCAGAUCCAGGAUGUACUGCUGGUUGACGUUGCGCCUCUUUCACUUGGUAUCGAGACUGCUGGCGGUGUCAUGACCAAGAUCGUUGAAAGAAAUUCCAGGAUUCCAUGCAAGCAACAGCAGACCUUCACAACCUACUCUGACAAUCAGAACGCCGUUACCAUCCAAGUGUACGAAGGAGAACGUGCCAUGACCAAGGAUAACAACUUGUUGGGCACCUUCAACCUGACCGGUAUCCCGCCUGCACCCAGAGGUGUCCCGAAGAUCGAGGUCACGUUCGAUCUGGACGCCAAUGGCAUCCUGAACGUGUCCGCGCGGGACACCAGCACUGGCAAGUCGGAGAAGAUCACCAUCACCAAUGACAAAGGCAGGCUGUCCAAGGCUGAGAUCGACAAGAUGUUGUCUGAAGCAGAGAAGUAUGCCCAUGAAGAUGAGAUGCAAAGGGCGAAGAUCCAGGCAAGAAACCAGCUGGAGACUUACGUGUUCAGUGCUAAGCAGGCUGCAGAGGAAGCACCAGGUGACAAGCUUUCGGAGGAGGACAAGAAACUUGUACAAGAUAAAUGUUCUGACGCACUUAGUUGGCUGGACAAGAACCAACUUGCCGAAAAGGAUGAGUUUGAACACAAGCUUAAAGAACUGCAGCAGGAUAUUCAACCGGUCAUGAUGAAGCUUCAUCAAGGAAGUGGACAGCAAGGCAACAAGGGACCAACAGUCGAAGAAGUAGAUUAAAUAGUAACUUGCUGAAGAAUAUAAGUUGUUUUGUAAUUUAUAUGUAAACCAAAACGAUAUGUGGACGUGCUAUUAAUAAAGGCUUUUUUCCUCA
Molecule: messenger RNA, 2650 nt
Organism: Acanthoscelides obtectus
Lineage: Eukaryota; Metazoa; Arthropoda; Insecta; Coleoptera; Chrysomelidae
Source: the annotation of a GenBank genome assembly